Dictyostelium discoideum AX4 is the source of this 936-nucleotide messenger RNA. RefSeq lists its product as hypothetical. The coding region runs from base 1 to 936 and encodes 311 amino acids. NCBI's taxonomy places the organism in Eukaryota, Evosea, Eumycetozoa, Dictyosteliales, Dictyosteliaceae. The record is from RefSeq and is a predicted model, not a curated record. The transcript has 2 exons.
AUGAAUAUUUCAAUGCAAGAAAUUUCCUAUGAAGUUUCAGACAAUAAUAAUAAUUGUAACAAUAAUAAUAAUAAUAAUAAUAUUAAUAAUAAAAAUUGUCAUGUUAAAGAAAUUGAAUCAAUGAAUGGUGCAAAUAAUAUAAUUGACGAUCAAAUAACGAUUUGUAAUAACAAUAAUGAAAAUAAUAAAAAUAAUAAAAAUUAUUUUGAUAAAAAUCAAAAAGGAAGAGAUUGUAUUGAAGAUCCUAAAAAAAUGAAUUCAACAAAUUUUCACUAUGAUUUAGAAUUAAAAAAAUUAAGAAAUAAUUAUUUUAUUUUUGUUUUUAUUUUCUAUGUCAUGAUUAGUAUUUUCUUUGGUGGUAUGAUGUUAGGUUUACCAUGGUUUAAAACAUCAUUUUAUGAUUCAAAAGGAAAUCAAGUUUGUGAAAAAGAUAUUCAUUUGGGAGAUGAAAAACCACCAUUACAAAAAACUGACCAAAUUUAUUGGGAAGAAUAUCAAAAAGGGUAUAAGGUUUUAACAGUAUCAUUAGUUAGUAGUAUUUUAUUAUUUUUAGAUGUAUUAAUGGUAAUUCCAGUGGUAUUGUUUAAAUCAUAUUAUUCAAUGAUACCAGAAUUAAUUUAUUAUUGUUUAGAUUGGUCAUUAUUGAUUGUAAUUUUAUCAACUUUUAAAAGUUAUUAUUUAAUUCCAUUUAGUUUUGCAGUAACUGGAUGUACUGGAAGAACAUCAUUUGAAAAUUUUUUAGGUCCAGCUUUCUUUUUUGCAAUUUCAAGAUUAGCUGCAUUAAAAUUAAUUAGAAUUUUAGUUAGUUUUUAUUAUAUUUAUAAAUCAAAUUUUUUAUUGAAAAAAAAACAACCCCACCGAUUAUAUGAAUCAACAGGUCCAUUAAACUUUGCUGCAACUUCAUGUCAAGAUUUAUCAAAUCUUAGUGAACAUUAA